UGCCAGGGCCAUGGGGCUCCGGAGCCGCCACCUCAGCCUGGGCCUUCUGCUUCUGUUUCUACUCCCUGCAGGAUGAACGGAACCAGGUGCUGACCCUGUAUCUGUGGAUACGGCAGGAGUGGACAGAUGCCUACCUACAAUGGGACCCCAAUGCCUAUGGUGGCCUGGAUGCCAUCCGCAUCCCCAGCAGUCUUGUAUGGCGGCCAGACAUCGUACUCUAUAACAAGUACUGCCUAUCUGGGCCCCUCCUCUGUCUUACCCCUCUCUAGACUUGCCCUUAGCCGUGGGGGUGUAGUGAUCCCCUCUCCCUACCACAUAACCUGGUUGCCACGCUGCCCUGGAAGCUUUUCCCCAGGACCCAUCUAAGCUGCCAGGCACUCAGCCCCUCCAUGGCACCCCCACUUUAGGCUAUCCCAGGCCAGCCCAGGCUGAACGUCUCCUGGGAACCUACUGUGUGGUCCAGGGCAGAUAUCUGGAUCACAAGGGCCUCUCUAGGGCACACUUUUAGCUCUGGGUCUCUCAGGGCUCCCCCAGGAGCCUGUCUAAGGGUCUCUUUCCUCCAGGACAUAGCCCUCUAGAACACUGCUUUAUGUCUCCUUGACCAGUUCCGUGUCUCCCAGCCAGCACAUAACUCUGCAUAUUUUCUCUGGGGCCCCUCUAACAGUUUUGCAGAUGUCCCCCAAGGGAAGUCACUGUGUGUCCCGGAGCUACCUCUGGGUUCUGCAGAGGCCUUUUUAUACAUCCUCUGGCUACAUCUGUGUCCCUUCCGGGCCCUUCAGGCGCCACCCCUUCCAGGCCUUGAAAGGCAGCGGGUCUCUCUAGGUGCACUCCACCCUCUGUGUUGCUUUGUUCUGAAAACAGUCAAAUUAACGAAAGAAAAACAAGCAGAAGUUUAUUUAUUUAUUUAUUUAUUUGAGACGCAGUCUCGCUCUGUCGCCCAGGCUGGAGUGCAGUGGCGCAAUCUCGGCUCACUGCAAGCUCCGCCUCCCGGGUUCACGCCAUUCUCCUGCCUCAACCUCCCAAGUAACUGGGACUACAGGCGCCCGCCACCACGCCCAGCUAAUUUUUUGUAUUUUUAGUAGAGACGGGGUUUCACCGUGUUAGCCAGGGUGGUCUUGAUCUCCUGACCUCGUGAUCCGCCCACCUCAGCCUCCCAAAGUGCUGGGAUUACAGGCGUGAGCCACUGCACCCGGCCACAGCAGAAGUUUAUUAAUCUGCUGUACCCAUCAUGGGAAAGGCCUUAGUUCAAAAGUAUUUCUCUCUGAAGGCAGUGGCUUAUGGGCCUUACUUAAAUAGAAAUUCAAGAAAGAGCCAGUAAGUUAUAAAUAGUGGCAAGACAAAGGACAGCAGUUCCAGCCUUUAAAAGGCAGGAAAAUGUGGAAAGAGAGUAAAAUCUGUUUCCAGAUUCAUUCUUCUGGCACCUACUGGUGCCCUUUGGAUAAGCAAGUGCUGACUCCAGCAAGGAAGGGCUGAUGUCCUGCCAUCAGGCCAGCAGACGCUGGGGCAAGGUGCUCCCCUGCGUCGUGAGUGUCUCGAACUUAACGAGCCUCAAUAUUCUGGGGAGAUGUUUUGGUUUCUUUCAGCCCCUGGGGGUCUACCCUGGGCUCCCGGCCUCCGGGGCUGCUCCUCCGGCUGGACAGCCUGGGUGAGCCUCGCCCCGCCUGCCCGCAGAGCGGACGCACAGCCUCCAGGCUCCGCCAGCACCAACGUGGUCCUGCGCCACGAUGGUGCCGUGCGCUGGGACGCGCCGGCCAUCACGCGCAGCUCGUGCCGCGUGGAUGUAGCGGCCUUCCCGUUCGACGCCCAGCGCUGCGGCCUGACGUUCGGCUCCUGGACUCACGGCGGGCACCAGCUGGAUGUGCGGCCGCGCGGCGCUGCCGCCAGCCUGGCGGACUUCGUGGAGAACGUGGAGUGGCGGGUGCUGGGCAUGCCGGCGCGGCGGCGCGUGCUCACCUACGGCUGCUGCUCCGAGCCCUACCCCGACGUCACCUUCACGCUGCUGCUGCGCCGCCGCGCCGCCGCCUACGUGUGCAACCUGCUGCUGCCCUGCGUGCUUAUCUCGCUGCUUGCGCCGCUCGCCUUCCACCUGCCCGCCGACUCAGGCGAGAAGGUGUCGCUGGGCGUCACCGUGCUGCUGGCGCUCACCGUCUUCCAGCUGCUGCUGGCCGAGAGCAUGCCGCCGGCCGAGAGCGUGCCGCUGAUCGGGAAGUACUACAUGGCCACUAUGACCAUGGUCACAUUCUCAACAGCACUCACCAUCCUUAUCAUGAACCUGCAUUACUGUGGUCCCAGUGCCCGCCCAGUGCCAGCCUGGGCUAGGGCCCUCCUGCUGGGACACCUGGCACGGGGCCUGUGCGUGCGGGAAAGAGGGGAGCCCUGUGGGCAGUCCAGGCCACCUGAGUUAUCUCCUAGCCCCCAGUCUCCUGAAGGAGGGGCUGGCCCCCCAUUGGGCCCUUGCCACGAGCUACGAUGUCUGUGCCACCAGGAAGCCCUACUGCACCACGUAGCCACCAUUGCCAAUACCUUCCGCAGCCACCGAGCUGCCCAGCGCUGCCAUGAGGACUGGAAGCGCCUGGCCCGUGUGAUGGACCGCUUCUUCCUGGGCAUCUUCUUCUCCAUGGCCCUGGUCAUGAGCCUCCUGGUGCUGGUGCAGGCCCUGUGAGGGCUGGGACUAAGUCACAGGGAUCUGCUGCAGCCACAGCUCCUCCAGAAAGGGACUGCCACAGCCAAGUGGUUGCUGGUCUUUGGGCCAAGCAGUCUCUCCCCACUGCUCCUAAGAUCCGGGACACUUGACUUCACAAUCCACAAGGGAGCACUCAUUGUCUAUACACCCUAACUAAAGGAAGUCCAGAGCCGGCCACUCCCCUAAUUCCAAAAAAAAGAGGAACUCUACAAAGGCCAAGAUCACAGAGUACAGUCUUGGAGGGACAGAAUUGUUUGUGCUGGGUAUUAGAGCUCUUAGUGGGGAGCACAUGGGUUAUAAUGAGAAACUGAACUGAACUGCUGCAUUUGCUGUCUUUCUUCCUAGGUGGCUGCUUUGCAGGGCUUUGGCUCUUACCUUUCCCUGCUGAGGGGCUCAGGGAAAAGGGUCGGGGAUUCUCAGUCGAGUUUCCAGAGCAGAAGGCCCUACAGACAUUUGGCCCCAAAUCCCCGACUCAAUAAAGUAAGCAUGUACCUAGCACCUCCUCGAUGCCCUGUGUUACCCAUGAGGUCUGUGGUAGUGGAAGCUGGGGGUCCAGAUCUGUCUGUACUUCAGGUCUGUCUCAUGGCCACUGG
Symphalangus syndactylus (siamang) is the source of this 3276-nucleotide messenger RNA. It is a transcript of the gene CHRNA10, whose product is annotated as cholinergic receptor nicotinic alpha 10 subunit. Gene Ontology annotation, molecular function: acetylcholine-gated monoatomic cation-selective channel activity; transmembrane signaling receptor activity. Lineage: Eukaryota; Metazoa; Chordata; Mammalia; Primates; Hylobatidae. The record is from RefSeq and is a predicted model, not a curated record. Gene Ontology annotation, biological process: monoatomic ion transmembrane transport. Gene Ontology annotation, cellular component: postsynaptic membrane.